This is a messenger RNA of Aspergillus versicolor CBS 583.65, 3165 nucleotides long. Its product is annotated as sulfate transporter family protein. NCBI's taxonomy places the organism in Eukaryota, Fungi, Ascomycota, Eurotiomycetes, Eurotiales, Aspergillaceae. The transcript has 5 exons. Gene Ontology annotation, cellular component: membrane. The coding region runs from base 1 to 3165 and encodes 1054 amino acids. The record is from RefSeq and is a predicted model, not a curated record.
AUGGGUGUUCUGGGUCGCCGGAAGCGGGCUGACUCGCAGCCCACCCACCCGCCGCCCAUCUCUAACGACAACCCUGCACCAGAAACGAUUGGCGAGCUACCGGAGCCCAGCAGUUUUCCUCCUCAGACAAUAGGCUCAGAUCCAGUAUUAUCUGGCGGAACUAGUUACAGGGCGCCAAGCCGGUCCUUCUAUCACCGCUCGUUCCAUAAUGCUUCUGAUCCGGCGCACUAUUCGUCCCAUGGCCUUCGAGAACAAACUGCGGAAUUGGCUUCGCUUGCCUUGACGAGAGAACCAAGGGAUAUCCCUCCAGCCAUGGAUAUCUUUCGACCUACGGACGGCCCAGCUGAUGCCGAAACACAGUCGUCGCCUAGUCUGCAGCUGUCGGGGUCAAGUGGGACGGAUGAGAUAAGCCAUGAGCCGACUGUGCAUUCUGGGGGGUCGUCUGUUCUAACGGCCAUGAUCCGUGAUCCGUCAGCUGGCCUCAAUAAAGACCGGAGUGCCGGAACGCGGAAUGAAUCGAGCGGAAGUAAAGAUGCGGGCGUUAGAUCACCUUCCUCCGUCAAUGAAUACGAGGAGGACACAAGUACCGAGCAAACGUCUUUGCUGCCCAAGUCAACGUCGAGACCAUCCAGAACCUAUGGAGCAGCGAGUGAUGUUGAGGGUCAAGUAUACACGCCGAAGGAAACAUCUAGUGCUAUCCUCAAUGCUCUGUCGACGAUCUCGGCGUCCUUUCAUGUACUGGCUCAUCCGAAGACAUGGGAUCGCAGAGUUGUAUGGCAACGGGGAAUUGUACAUCCGCUGAGCUUACUUCCUUCGGUAUUUCUGGGUCUACUCUUGAAUAUCCUGGACGCUCUUUCAUAUGGGAUGAUUUUGUUCCCAUUGGGCGAGCCAAUAUUUUCCGACCUAGGCUCAGAUGGCAUAUCUAUGUUCUACGUCAGUACCAUAAUCGCCCAACUGGUAUUCUCCUGUGGAGGCUCGAUAUUCCGUGGAGGAGUCGGAAGUGAGAUGAUCGAGGUCGUGCCGUUCUUCCAUCAAAUGGCCUAUACGAUUCUGAACCGGGUUGGAGAAGACAAUCCGAAGUCCGUUAUCGCCACCACAAUUCUAUCAUUCUCCGUCAGUUCUAUCCUUACUGGUCUGGUGUUUUUCUUGAUGGGAACAUGCAAGAUUGGCUCUCUCAUUGGAUUCUUUCCCAGGCAUAUCCUCAUUGGGUGCAUCGGAGGAGUUGGCUUUUUCCUCGUUCUUACGGGUCUCGAAGUAUCAGCUCGACUGCCUGGAUCUUUUGAGUUUAAUAUUCCCACUAUGCAGAAACUUUUCAAUAUGGGUGCUUUGGCCCUUUGGAUAACGCCCUUGUCCCUCGCGAUCGGUCUUCUCGCGCUCAAACGUUUUGUUAGAUCUAACUAUCUAGUUGGGGUUUAUUUCGUUGCUGUCGCUUUGUGUUUUUACAUCGUCAAAUUCAUCGCACAUAUACCCAUGAAUUCAUUACGGAGCAGCGGCUGGGUCUUUGAUGCUCCUUCAUCUGUCAAUCCGUGGUACCAUUUCUACACGCUCUAUGACUUUUCGGCUGUCGAUUGGCCUGCGUUUGUUGAUACUAUCCCAGCAAUGUUUGCGCUCACAUUCUUCGGAAUUCUCCAUGUUCCUAUCAAUGUCCCAGCAUUGGGAAUCUCUACGGGCGAGGAUAAUUUGAACGUUGAUCGAGAAUUGAUGGCUCAUGGUGUGACUAAUGCUUUUUCGGGAUUUGCAGGCAGUAUUCAGAAUUACCUCGUGUAUACCAACAGCCUGCUUUUCAUUGACAGUGGUGGAAACUCACGCUUAGCUGGCAUUAUGCUUGCAGGGGCCACCACAGGUAUUAUGCUAAUCGGUCCUGUGAUUGUUGGAUUCAUCCCUGUCAUGGUUGUAGGAGCUUUGAUAUUCCUGCUCGGUAUUGAAUUGAUGGAGGAAGCUCUAGUGGAUACAUGGGGAAAGUUGCAUCGGCACGAAUAUCUCACUGUCGUUAUAAUUGUCGCGACGAUGGGUGUUUGGGAUUUCGUGACUGGCAUCCUGGUGGGAAUCAUCCUGGCUUGCCUGAGCUUUGUCGUUCAAACUUCACGAAAAUCUGCCAUCCGCGCUACUUACUCUGGCAAAAUCGCCGGUUCUACGGUUCGGCGGCCGCCGAUUCAACAUCGAUACCUGAAAGAAGCUGGGCAGCAGACUUUGAUCCUCAAGCUUGGUGGCUAUCUAUUCUUCGGGACCAUCGUGGAUGUCGAGAAUACCAUGCGAGGACUGAUUGAGGAUGAAGCAUUCAGCAGACUUCCGAUAAGGUUUAUCAUCUUAGACCUUUCUCGAGUAUAUGGCAUCGACUUCUCGGCCGCUGAGGCAUUCACACGCAUCAAUCGGAUCUUGAAAAAACGUAACGUGCGGAUGACUAUCUCCGGUCUUGACGUGGGAGGAGACGUCGGCAAGAGCCUCCAAAACGUAGGACUACUUGAGCCAGAGUUUGGCGUCCGGAUAUUCGAGGAUUUGAAUUCUGCCCUCGAGUAUUGCGAGAACGACUACCUCAACAUCUUCUAUAGCCACCGAGAAGCACUGCUCAAGGGCAAGACCACCUCCCAAAACCUCGAGGUCCCAAUAGCCCAACACCAACCCCAGUCAGCCGAAGGUGUCAUGGCCUCCCCAAGACAUCAAUACCUCCACCGCGCAGCAACAACAACCCUCAACGAAGACGAAAACGCCGUAAUCGUCCCAGCGGCAUGGUCCGCAAUGCGCCAACCUCUCCCCCUCCUCCUCCAAACCUUCCAAGGGCUCACCUCCCAAAACGAAGACUUCUGGUUCCCAGCAUGCCCCUACUUCUCCCGAGAAACCUACUCCUCGGGCACAAUCCUCUUUCAAGAAGGUGACGUUCCGAACGCCUUCUACCUCCUUGAGUCGGGGAUGCUCCGUGCUGAGUACGAGCUCCCGCAAGGCCGGUACUUUGAGCUUAUUGUUGCGGGAAGGCCGUGCGGCGAACUGCCCUUCUUCUCUGAGACCCGCCGCACCGCUACCGUUAAGGCUGAGCAGGAUUGCGUGAUCUGGUGUUUGAAUGCAGCGAAAUGGAAGGCCCUCCGGGAGCAGGAGCCGGACGUUGCGCGUGAACUGUUGACUGUCAGUUUGAAGCUGACGACAGAGCGCAUGGAUAGUAUUACUUCGUAA